GUAAUCGGGGAAGCUUUCUUUCUCUUUAAUAGCUGUUUAAUUCACACGUCAUUGAAUUUUCUUAUAUAAAAGGAUUGGAAUUUUGUUGGAUCUUCCGUAAAGGUUUUUGCAGAUUUUGCCGAGGUGCAGGGAAAACAAAGCUGUGCUGUUGUAAGAAAAAAUCAGUGCUUGUUUGAAGAACAACUGACUUGAUGGGAAAUGAGCACUCCAAUGAUAGGAAUAAGGGAAAAGCAUCCAUUAAUCCUAAAAAGAAUGGAAGAACAUCCGAUCCUCCUCCAAAAAACGGAAGUACAUCAUCCAAUCCUCCUCCAAACACUGAAAGUCCAUCAUCUGAUCCUCCUCAAAAUAGCAGGCCUUCUCCUCCAAUUCAUGAACCAGAGAAGAAGCUUGGUAAUAUGUGGUAUUCAAGGAUUGGAGACCACUAUAAUUCAUUAUAUGAGGUUACUGAAGCUCUAAAACGUGCUGGUCUGGAAUCUUCCAACCUAAUUGUGGGAAUUGAUUUCACUAAGAGCAAUGAAUGGACAGGGGAGAAGUCGUAUGGUGGUCAAAGCUUACACCACACUGGAAAUGGUCAGAAUCCCUACGAACAAGCAAUAUCUAUUAUAGGGAAAACUUUAGCGGCUUUUGAUGAAGACAACUUGAUCCCAUGUUAUGGAUUUGGAGAUGCCUCAACCCACGACCAGGAUAUAUUUAGUUUAUCUCAAAAUGGCGCACCUUGCAAUGGAUUUGAGGAAGUCUUGAGCCAAUAUAGAUUCAUUCUUCCACAUCUGAAACUGGCAGGUCCAACAUCUUUCGCACCGAUAAUUGAAAUGGCAAUGACUAUUGUUGAGAAGAGUGGAGGACUGUAUCAUGUCCUACUCAUUAUUGCAGAUGGACAGGUUACUGGAAGUGAAGAUACUGAAGGAGGCAAGUUAAGUCCGCAAGAGAGGAAGACUGUUCAAGCACUUGUUGAUGCUAGCAAGUUUCCGUUAUCGAUUAUUUUGGUUGGUGUUGGAGAUGGCCCGUGGGACAUGAUGAAGGAAUAUGACGAUUAUAUCCCUGCUCGUGACUUUGACAAUUUUCAGUUUGUCAAUUUUACAGAGAUUAUGUCCAAAGAUGUGGAACCGUCAAAAAAAGAGGCAAAAUUUGCUCUUUCAGCAUUGAUGGAAAUCCCCUUCCAAUAUAAAGCAACCAUGGAGCUUAAUUUGUUAGGAGAAAGGAAAGGAUACCAUCCCGAUCGGGUAGCUCUUCCUCGUCCUUUCUGUGUUCCUUCUGCUCCAAGCACUAGUUAUGAACACCAGGUACCUACAUCUCUUUAUUUGCAUGUGUUUAACAACUUUUAUGUCAUAUCUUUUAUUUUUCAUUUUUCGUUUAUCUGUCUCUGGUUCUUAUUACAGAUUUGUCCAAUUUGCAUUGCUAACCCAAAUGACAUGGCUUUUGGUUGUGGCCAUCAGACAUGCAGUGAGUGCGGCCAAGAGCUUACAGCAUGCCCAAUUUGUCGCGGUGAUGUUGAGAUCAGAAUUAAGCUCCAUUAAGUUAUUGGUUUUGAACUUUGAAGGGAUCCAUACGGAUUUGUCCCAAUUAAUUUGGUUGUGUAUUUUCUUUUAUUGUUUUUGAGGAAUUAAUUAAUUAUUGGUGAACUCAAACUGAAGGCAGUGGGGAUUGGAUUGAUAUUAUUGUAAGUGUGAGUCAUAUCUACUAUAUCUUUUGAUAUUGUUUGGCAGAACAUCGAAAAUGGGGUUGUUUUUGUGUAUUAAUUAAUGGGUUGUUUUAUCAUUUAUGUUUGUCCAAAUAAGGAUAUACGAUGUAAAGUCAAAUUUAUAUUUAUAUAAAAAACUUUCUUUU
Erythranthe guttata (spotted monkey flower) is the source of this 1824-nucleotide messenger RNA. The record is from RefSeq and is a predicted model, not a curated record. Lineage: Eukaryota; Viridiplantae; Streptophyta; Magnoliopsida; Lamiales; Phrymaceae.